Drosophila ananassae is the source of this 894-nucleotide messenger RNA. RefSeq lists its product as uncharacterized. The transcript has a single exon. The record is from RefSeq and is a predicted model, not a curated record. The coding region runs from base 1 to 894 and encodes 297 amino acids. NCBI's taxonomy places the organism in Eukaryota, Metazoa, Arthropoda, Insecta, Diptera, Drosophilidae.
AUGCUGCGUGAACAGCUAACACCACAGCAGAACCACCAAUGGGAACACACAUGCAGCACACUGAGGAGCAUUGCAGAGGGUUUGCUUGGCACCCGACAACGCAGGAGCACAGGCUGGAUCUCGACACGCACAUGGGAGCUUAUCAGUAGAAGAAAUUCCCUCAAGUCGAAAGCGGAUCACGACUGCAGAGCCCGUGAUGAAUACAAGGAACUCUGCAAGCUAGUGAAGAAAUCGGCCAGAAAUGACAAGAGAGCACUGAUAGAUAGACUUUUAGAAAAUGCAAAGAGCGACGCCAACGCCAACAACAUGCGCUCACUAUACCAGACAAUUGGUAAGCUAUCUGGAAGCUACCAAAAGCAGAACCAUCCAGUACAAGAUGUCAACGGAACACUCCUUGUCGAUGAUGAUGCCCAGAUCCAUAGAUGGCGACAACACUUCUUAGAAAUCAGUCACACAGAGCAUGUGAACAGCGCAGAUAACGACUUCAGAAGUAUUGUACCCAACACCAACACCAGAAUUCCCCACACGACACCAUCUGUUAGAGAAAUUCGAGAUGCAAUCAGGAAAUUGAAGAACAACAAAGCAGCUGGAGAGGACGGAACUGUACCCGCAGAACUGCUCCAAGUUGACACGCUUCUAAUGGCCGAAACGUUGCACCCGCAUUUCGAGAGCAUAUGGGAGAACGAGCGAAUCCCCCCAUCUUGGAAGAAAGGCAUCAUCGUAAAAUUACCGAAGAAAGGAGACCUCAGUGAUUGCAAUAAUUGGCAAGGAAUCACCCUGCUGAACACCAGUUACAAAGUGCUAGCUACUUUACUGAAUGAACGUCUACUGGAAAAAAUCGAACCAACAAUACGCGAUGAACAAGGAGGUUUAGGCCACACAGAAUUUGCGUAG